Dalotia coriaria is the source of this 1949-nucleotide messenger RNA. RefSeq names its product neither inactivation nor afterpotential B (gene ninaB). Gene Ontology annotation, molecular function: carotenoid dioxygenase activity; beta-carotene 15,15'-dioxygenase activity. The record is from RefSeq and is a predicted model, not a curated record. The coding region runs from base 44 to 1615 and encodes 523 amino acids. The transcript is spliced from 6 exons. Gene Ontology annotation, biological process: carotene catabolic process; retinal metabolic process. Lineage: Eukaryota; Metazoa; Arthropoda; Insecta; Coleoptera; Staphylinidae.
UGUACCCGGGUACAACGUUAUUUUGAGUGGUUUUUGUGUUAAAAUGGAUUUAUAUCCUCAUGUGGACCAAAGUAUUUGGUUGAGGACUUGUGAGAAGGAAAUUACAACUCCAAUCAGAGGUGUUGUAACAGGUAAAAUACCGGAAUGGGUAAAUGGUAAACUAUUUCGGAAUGGUCCUGGUGCUUCAAAAGUGGGCAAAGACUUAGAAUUUGGUCAUUUAUUUGAUAAUUUUGGUUUAAUUCAUUGCUUCACUAUAGCCAAUGCAAGUGUAACUUAUCAAUGUCGAUUUGUUAAUUCGGAUUAUUACAAACAAAUUAACAGUAAACGCAUGUUAAUCACUGAUUUUGGUACAAAAUGCACUUCGGAUCCAUGCAAUACCAUCUUUCAUCGUGUUAAAUCAAUUUUUAAUCCUUCUACCACAGAUAAUACCAUGAUAACAAUUUAUCCCUUUGCUGAUGAGAUGUAUGCCUUCGGAGAAUCGCCUGUUAUCCAUAAAAUCAACAAAGAAACACUAAAAACCGAAGGAUCUCAAAAUAUUUACAAACAUGUCGGUGUAGUUAAUCAUUCUGCACAUCCACAUAUUGAUUAUGAUGGUAGUGUUUAUAACAUAGGUGUUUCCUACACAAAAUAUGGACGGCUCGUACAAAAUAUUGUGUGUUUUCCGAAGUGUGAAAGCAACAACGCUGAUGAAAUGUUUAAAAAGGCGCAUGUUGUAGCUGCAAUACCAGCUAGGAAGUUUUUACAUCCAUCAUACAUGCAUUCAUUUGGAAUAACUGAAAAUUACUUCAUUUUGGUGCAGCAACCACUAAGUAUAUCAAUACUUUCGUUUGUUAAGAAUAAAUUAUUGAACGAACCUAUAAUAAGUGCUUUAAAAUGGGAUAAACAAAGAAAAACGAGAAUUGAUGUAAUUUGUCGUAAAACUGGCAAAUUAUUCAAAAGUUUCUACACAUCUUCACUAUUUUUCCUACAUGUUAUAAACCAAUAUGAAAAUGGCGACAAAAUAAUCAUUGAUAUCUGUUGUUAUGAAGAUCCAUCAAUGAUUGAUUGCAUGUACACAGAAGCAUUGAAAUCUAUGCAAUCAAAUCCAGACUACGCCAAAUUAUUCCGCGGUAGACCAAAACGUUUUAUUUUAGAUUUAAAACAAACCAAAGAAGUGGAAACAAAAAUUUUGUGUAAUCUAGGAUGCGAGACACCUCAGAUAAAUUACAACAAACAUCUAGGUCGUUAUUAUCGUUAUUUUUAUGCAAUAAACAGUGAUGUUGAUGCUCGGUACCCGGGGACCAUUAUCAAAGUAGAUGUUGAAAAUGGUCACACUUUGACAUGGUGCGAAGAUAACUGUUAUCCCAGCGAACCGAUAUUUGUUGCUAAUAAUACAAAAUCACCAAAUACAAAAGAAGACGAUGGAAUUCUUUUAGCUUCAAUGGUUUGGGGAAGAACUGCUACCAAUUUGAUAGGAUUGUUAGUUUUGAAUGCGCAAACAAUGAAAGAGAUCGCAAGGUGUGUUUUUGUCACGCCGUCAGUUGUACCAAAAUGUUUACAUGGCUGGUACACGCCGAACAAACGAAAGAACAAUGAAACAACAGUUAUUAAUAAGAAACAGUGUAAUCAUCAUUAGAUGUCGUCAUUAUAGGUAAAAGAAUGACGUCAUGUUCUUUAUGAUCACGUCUAGAAUGUCUGGACAUUAGUAAGAGUAUUGAUUAUGUUGAACUUGGGUCUCAGUUAUACCAAAAUUCAUGUUUAUUAUUCGAUUUAUAAAUAAAUUUGAUGUAAUCCAAGCGAUUCAAGGCAUCCAAGGAAUCCUGCGCUCAUUCGAAGGUUGCGUAGUGUUGCGUUUUGGUGGGGAAUACAACUACAAGCGGAAUUUGUCGUACAUUCAUGGUCCCACACAAAUAACGCGCAAUAACAUGUAAACGAAAAGAAAUAAAGCGACUGCGUCAUUUGCAGUUUAA